UUAUAUAUAUAUUUGUUAAUUAUUAUAAAAAAAAACUCAAAAGUAAAAGAAAAAGAAAAUGAGCAGACUCUGUUUCAGUUGAGUGAGUGCGGGAAUUCCAAGGAAGAAGAAGAAGACGACGUUCCCAAACUGAAAUGGAAAAUCCUCUCCGCUUCCUCUUCUUCGUCUCUGCAACUGCAAUGUAACAAUCUGAUGCAGGUAAUGGCCAAGUGUCAUUCUAGCAACGUCGGAUCAGUCGCUGUUGCCGGCGGCGCCACUGCUGCUACACGACACUUCCGAUUCUGUACGGCGUUUUCCGGAGCUGCAUUCCGCCGGAGAAUCUAUGACGCGGUUAGUUGCGGUGGGAGCUCUCGGUUCCGCCACCGCUACGAGGACGAGGGGAUGGGUAUCGAUCAGCUGACGUCCGGGAGCGGAUCGGCUUCUGAGGAGCCGCCGAGGAGGCAGAAAAUGGCCAAUGGGAAGUCCGAGAAGCUCGUGGAUCUUCUGAAUUUGGCAGAGUCGGUGGAACCGGAGGAUGGCGUGGAGACGAGGAAGAAGGAGGAGGCGUUGGAGGAGUUGAAAAGCACGGUUAGGGAUUUGCAGGUUGAGGAUUUGGCGAGGCGGAAAGCGGCGGCCAGCAAUGUGAGGCUUCUGGCGAAGGAGGAUUUGGUGAUACGACCCACGCUCGCGCUGCUCGGAGCCAUUCCUCCUCUCGUCGCGAUGCUUGAUUUGGAAGACGAAGAAAUUCAGAUCGCUGCGCUCUACGCUUUGCUAAACCUUGGAAUCGGCAACAACGCGAACAAGGCAGCAAUUGUUAAAGUGGGGGUCGUCCACAAAAUGUUAAAGCUCAUUAAAUCAGAGACUCCGUCAAACUCAUCGGUUACAGAGGCAAUAAUUGCAAAUUUCCUCGGCUUGAGCGCACUGGACUCAAACAAGCCAGUCAUUGGAUCGUCCGGUGCGAUUCCUUUCUUGGUAAAAUUCCUGCAAAACACCGACCGUAAAACUAGCAAUCAGGCCCGGCAGGAUGCUUUAAGAGCGCUGUUCAAUCUCUCAAUUGCGGCAUCGAAUAUCUCAAUUAUAUUAGAAACAGAUUUAAUCCCAUUUCUUCUUAACAUGUUGGGAGACAUGGAAGUGAGCGAAAGGAUCCUUGCUAUUUUAAGCAAUGUGGUGUCAACCCCAGAAGGUAGAAGAGCCAUAAGCAUCGUUCCAGACGCGUUCCCGAUAUUAGUUGAUGUUUUAAACUGGACAGAUUCACCUGGGUGCCAAGAAAAGGCAUCCUAUGUUCUAAUGGUGAUGGCACAUAAGCUUUAUGGUGAAAGACAGACGAUGAUAGAAGCAGGCCUUGUGUCUGCUUCGCUUGAAUUAACGCUCUUGGGUAGCGCAUUGGCUCAGAAGAGAGCUUCCAGGAUUUUGGAGUGCUUGAGAUACGAUAAAGGGAAGCAAGUUUCUGAAAGUUUUGGUGGGAAUCUGGGUGCAACAGUGUCUGCGCCCAUUAUUGGGACUUCAUCUUCUUCCAAAACCUGUGUGGAAGAAUCUGAAGAUUCCAUGAGCGUGGAGAAAAAAGCGGUGAAGCAAUUAGUCCAACAGAGUCUGCAGUACAACAUGAGGAAAAUAGUGAAGAGGGCCAAUUUGCCUCGAGAUUUUGUUCCUUCAGAGCAUUUUAAGUCACUCACAUCAAGUUCAACUUCCAAAAGCCUACCAUUUUAACAAAUCAGAUUACCAUGGCAGAUCUAAAGCUCUGUUGAGCUUGUGUUAUUAGUGAAAGUAAUUAAGUAACUGUCGUUAGAGAGAGAAGUCUUUUAGUCUUUUGUUUUUUGGGUUUUGUGUAAAAAUAAAAUGGACCUAUCUCUACUUCCAAAUUCAAAUCACAGGCAACAACCAGAUCCUGUAUCAAAUGCUUUGAUAUCUUCCCUGGCGGUCGAAUUGUCCCAAGAUUGACAACUCCUGUGGCUGUUUUCAGUCCCAAAAGAAGAUCAGGAGAGCAGUGGGUCACGUUCGACCCACCACUACAAAUCAGCUUACCUCAGUGAGUCAGUGGCCCCUUCAAAAUAUAAUAUCUGGAGCAGGGAACUUGCUGAGCUGUUUUUGGUAGAGGCAUAAUAACAUCCAAGGCAUGUCCUGAGCACGAGGUACUGUUUGUAAAUAUAGAAUUGGGUGACUCCACUGUGUGCUAUAAGCUUAUAUUAAACUAGAGUUGUGAUUCUAUCUUAUCUUUUGGGAUGCCCCUGUGUAUAUUAUUCAUCUGCUUGGGCUGUAGUUAACUUUAAAUUAUGUUAAUGCGAGGCAUUUUUGUCAACUGAAAUGCCCAUCUCAUUUUCUACCAUGAACAGUUUGUGAAUCUUGACCCUCAAUUCCAUGUGAUUUGACUCGUUCAUUUUCUAGUUGUGAUGUGACCUGAAAUCAUGGCUGUUUUAUACUCAAA
Momordica charantia (bitter melon) is the source of this 2401-nucleotide messenger RNA. RefSeq names its product U-box domain-containing protein 45. Gene Ontology annotation, molecular function: protein binding. Lineage: Eukaryota; Viridiplantae; Streptophyta; Magnoliopsida; Cucurbitales; Cucurbitaceae. The record is from RefSeq and is a predicted model, not a curated record.